This is a messenger RNA of Komagataella phaffii GS115, 918 nucleotides long. RefSeq lists its product as hypothetical. The record is from RefSeq and is a predicted model, not a curated record. The transcript has a single exon. Gene Ontology annotation, biological process: purine nucleobase catabolic process; urate catabolic process. Gene Ontology annotation, molecular function: urate oxidase activity. Bases 1 to 918 code for a protein of 305 amino acids. NCBI's taxonomy places the organism in Eukaryota, Fungi, Ascomycota, Pichiomycetes, Pichiales, Pichiaceae. Gene Ontology annotation, cellular component: peroxisome.
AUGUCGUAUCUAUCAGAUUCUACCUACGGUAAGGACAACGUCAAAUUCCUCAAGGUCAAGAAGGAUCCACGCAACCCAAAGAUCCAUGAGGUCAUGGAAGCAACCGUUCGUGUCCUUCUAACUGGUGCCUUUGACGAGUCUUACACCGAGGCUGACAACUCAUCCAUCGUUCCUACUGAUACAGUCAAGAACACCAUCUUGGUCGAGGCCAAGAAGUUCGAUAUCUGGCCAAUCGAAAACUUUGCCGCACAUUUGGCCAAGCACUUUAUUAACAAGUACAGCUGGGUUUCCGCUGUCGACGUGUCCAUCCACCAGCACCGUUGGACUCGUAUCUCACGUGAGAACGGAGCCUCUAAGACUUACGACCACUCUUUCCUGAAGGAUGGAGAUGAGCUACGUUUGUCAACUUUGCAGUACUCUCGAAACGGCACUUUCAAGCUCUCAUCCGGAGUCAAGGAUCUCACUGUUUUGAAGAGCACUGGAUCUAUGUUCUACGGAUAUAACGAAUGUGACUACACCACCUUAAAGCCAACUAAGGAUAGAAUUUUGUCUACUGAUGUGGAUGCCACCUGGGUUUGGGACUCCAAGAAACUUGGAAGCAUCAACAACAUCAACACUCUCGCAAAGCACGGAGUGUUCGAUGAUGCCUUCGAAGCUGCCAGGAAAGUUACCUUAGACCUUUUCGCCACAGAGAACUCUCCAUCGGUACAGAACACUAUGUACAAGAUGGCACAGAAGAUUUUAGACUUAGUGCCCGACCUUGAGAACGUCACCUACUCUUUGCCUAACAAACAUUACUUCUUGUUUGACUUUUCAUUCCAGGGUUUGGAGAACGACAACGAGCUAUUCUACCCAUCCCCACAUCCCAACGGAUUAAUCAAAUGCACUGUUGCUCGUACACCUAAAUCCAAGCUCUAG